Molecule: messenger RNA, 4133 nt
Organism: Mus musculus (house mouse)
Lineage: Eukaryota; Metazoa; Chordata; Mammalia; Rodentia; Muridae
Gene: Tyw2
Product: tRNA methyltransferase 12
Exons: 1
Coding region: 107-1447 (446 amino acids)
Biological process (GO): tRNA modification
Molecular function (GO): tRNA 4-demethylwyosine alpha-amino-alpha-carboxypropyltransferase activity
Source: RefSeq, marked validated
GUAGCGGAGCGAGUUUAGCUCUUCCGGUUGUAGUGGAAGAUUUGCAGGGAGAGAGCAGCCGGAGAAUCUCGCUGAUGGACGGCGACGGGGUACAAACACUAGCGACAUGGAGAGAGAGUGUGAGGAGUCUGUAGUUGUCGCAGUUGUGACUGAGCCCCGGUUCACGCAGAGAUACCGAGACUACCUGGAGGAGCAGAAACUCUUGGACAGGCUGCACCGGGUGGCGAAGCUGCGGGAUGGCGCGGUGGCUCUGCCGGUGCUGGCGGAAAGCCUUUCUGAGCAGCAUCUGCAGGAGCUGAGGGAUCGCGUGGCCCCAGGCAGCACUUGUGUGCUGACGCGGCUCCCGGAUCCUCUUCCUUCCAAAAAGGCCCGGGUUCGUUCACCUGCUCAGAUACUGUGUCUGGAGGUGAGGCGUUGGGUGGAGGACCGCGGAGUGACGUGGUCCGCUGAGUUGGAGGCAGAUUUGCCCCGGUCUUGGCAACGGCAUGGUGACCUAAUGCUGCUUAGUGAAGACUGCUUCCAAGCCACGCUGUGGAAAGGUCUGGAGCCAGAACUCUGGGAGACUGUUGCCUCGGCCCUGGGAGUUCAACGUUUGGCAAAACGAGGGCGGGUGCUACCUGAUGGGACUCGAACUCCGUCAGUGACUCUGCUGCUGGGUGACCAUGGCUGGGUAGAGCAUAUGGAUAAUGGCAUCCGGUAUAAGUUUGAUGUGACACAGUGCAUGUUCUCCUUUGGAAACAUCACCGAGAAACUUCGAGUGGCGUCUCUGUCCUGUGCUGGAGAGGUGCUGGUGGAUCUCUACGCAGGGAUUGGUUAUUUUACAUUGCCCUUCCUAGUUCAUGCUGGCGCUGCCUUCGUACAUGCCUGUGAAUGGAAUCCUCAUGCUGUAGUUGCUUUAAGAAACAACUUGGAGAUCAAUGGAGUGGCAGACCGGUGCCAAAUACAUUUUGGGGACAACAGGAAACUGAAGCUCUCAGACAUUGCAGAUAGGGUGAACCUCGGGCUCAUUCCCAGUUCUAAAGAAGGCUGGCCCGUUGCCUGCCAAGUGCUUCGGAAGGACGUUGGGGGUAUUCUGCAUAUCCACCAAAAUGUGGAGUCUUUCUCAGGAAAGACUCCACAGCCACCUGGAAGCAAUAACGUGGAAAAAGAGCACUGGCCUCGUCCCCAGAAAAUCACCACUGAUACACAGGGAAAUGGAACUACUGAGAAUUUCAGGGGGGAAAUAUCAUCGGCCAACAAACCAGAGUGGUGGAGAUGGGCAGAAUCUGCAGAAACUCAGAUCGCCUCUCUUCUUCAUCAAGUGCAUGGGAAACCAUGGAGGACACGAAUCUUGCAUGUCCACCCAGUGAAAUCUUACGCCCCUCACGUGGAUCACAUAGUCCUAGAUCUAGAAUGCCGGCCCCUGACCUCUAGUUGGCCAGAAGGAGUAGAUUUACUGACACAGUAAUUGCCAGAUGAGUGCCUCAUCGAGGGCUGUGUUCUCACCCUUCUGUUUUCUGGUGACCUUUUAAAGUGAUCUGUGGUCUGAAAAUGAACUCUAGAUCGAUCCAAAGUUGUCUUCUGUUGAUCACAUUGAGAAUGUAUUAAAGUAUCAGAGGAAACCAAUGUGACUCAUUAAAAUAGGUUUCACCUGUGCAGACAUGAAUUCUGCAUUUUUUACCUUAGCUUUCAGUGAUAUGGCCUUAAUAUUCAUUUGGUCUUGGAUUUAUUUGCAUAUAGAGCCUCCUUGAAUUGGAUCGUGUGGCUUUUUUUUCUAGUAAGUCAUACAGACAUUAUUACAUGAAAUACAGUAUUGGUCCCACAGAGUACUAGCUACAUUAUGUGAAAUCAACUGGUAAGCCAAGAUCAAAAUAGGGAAACCAGUGUCCAUUUCUACAGAUGUUUUGUAGUUUGCAGGUACAAAGUGACAGUGGUUUGCACUAAAGUGGUAGCCAUGGGGUCUUGGAAAAUAAUAGGUUGGAGAAAAAUCAGUGUGACCAAGUUAUGAACUCCAGACUGAAGCAUUAAUGUGAUGCUGCUUUGAUACCGAGACUAAAUUACAUAGGAAGGGGCAGUAAGUAGAGGUAACUCAAAUUCUAUAGCAUUUCUCAGUGGAGUGUCUGUGUGUGGGUGUGGUAUUAAAGUAUUAAAUAUUAGAUCUUUUUUAUUUUAUGUUAAAAAGAGUUAAGGCAUAACUCAUGCCUGUAAUCUCAGUACUUGGAAGGCUGAAGACAAGAUGAUUGCUAUAAGUUCAAGGGCAACCUUGGUCAAGGUAUAGAGUAAGACCUUGUCUUAAAACCAAGGAUCACUUCUCUGAACUGUAAUCUAAAGUUCUAGCCUUGGGCAGUAUAAUAGCUGUACAAAAAUCCUAAGAUUUUUAUAGACUUCUUUUCCUGGUCAAGAAACUAUAGGAAGCGCUUGCCUUUUGUCAGAUGCUGUGAACAGGCAGUUGGUGUCAGGUGUAGCUGGUGGAAUUCAUUUCACUAAGAGUUGUUCGAUCCUGAGUCCCACGUAGCCCAGUUACAUAACAAGACAGGAAGGGAAAUAAAGACAGCUGGGAAGGCAAAGCUCUGGUUUCCCACAGUAUGACUUGUACCUAUAGUGGUCAGGUAAGCUAGUGUUGGCACAGAGAUGUAGCAGGCAUUCUAAGGAUGCUGUUGAGUUUUCACCCUGGAGAUGUAGCAUCCAGGUAUGCUAAAACAGGAUUACAGGACUUCCUUUAUUGAGGAAAUCCUUGAACAGUGUUACUAGCCCUGAAAAGUAUUUCUUUUUCAUUAAAAAAAUAAAACACACACACAUAUACAUACAAGAUGAAAUGUCUAGAAGCAACAGUAGCAGCUGUUGCUACUGUGGGUAGGAAACACAGUUUUCCAACCAUCUGAUUAUAGAGUCACAAGGCUUUCUACUUUCCACUGCUUUUGCCACUAGGAUAGCUAAUCGCUGAGGAUCACAUAGAGCUCUGUUUUGACGAACUUUGAAGCCCAGUGAGCUGGUUUGCUUGAUGAAGGAGACAGACAACAGGAUGUCUUCUUCCUUGUCUUGCUAUAAAACCCCGCCUUACAUGCGUUGUGCAUGCCUGCUGCUCUCUUUCUUGCAACAGUAGCUAUAAGGGCUGUGCCGGUGCCUUUCUCAUUAAGCACAAAUAUUCAGUGCCUGCUACAUGUGAUAGGUACAGAAAAUAAAGGUCCAUUAGGUUAAAAAGUCCUCUCCCCAGGGAGCUCACAGCUUAGCAGCAGAGAGUACAGAGGUCCUCAAUGCUGGAGCAGAGUAGCUGCCACACAAUAACUUGCUGGACAGAUGCAAAAAGGGGAAGAAAGUUCUGACAAAUAAAUAGGAAGUCUAUGAGGAACUAGAACUGGUACUUGAAUUGGUUGAGUGAGAUUUUGCUAGGUGGGGAGGAAGCAGAACUAGGCCCCAAAGUUUCAGUGCUCUGGAAGUGAGCCAUUGUGAUUUGCUUGUAACAGGACAUGAUGAUAUGUGUGUUGGCAAUGAGACUGUUGUGAGCAGGGUCUUCUACACAGUAAACUCCCAAGGAAAUGCUAUCCUAUGGCCCCACUGCAGAGCCCUGCUUGUAACACUCCUUUCUCAGAGAGUCUUUCCUGUGUUUGCCUAAAUUGUCAUACUUCCUCUUCACUGACUAGGUUUCUUUGCACUCGUGCGCCAACAGCUUGCCAUAUCAGAACUAAAAUGCUAAAGGUGCCAACUUAGGGCUUGAGUCCAAGGGAGAUGAGUCAGAGCACCACUUGGGGACUGAGGAAUUGCCUUUUGUCAUAUGCUGUGACCAGGCAGUUGGUGUCAGGCGGAGCUGGUGGGAUUCAUUUCACUAAACAUUGUUUAAUCCUUGAGUCCCAGGUGGCCUGGGUUAUAUAACAAGACAGGAAGGGAAAUAAAGACAGCUGGGAAGGCAAAACACUGGUUUCUCAUUACCCGAGGACUAAAUGAUCAAAGGUGAGCUAGAAACCCCUGAUUGGGAUUAAAGUUUUCUACAACAGUCAGGUAAGCUAGUGUUGGCACGGAGCAGACAUUCCAAGGAGGCUGUUGAGUUCUUACCCUGGAGAUGUAGCAUCCAGGUAUGCUAAGAUGGGAUACAGGACUUGUAUUAAGGAAAUCCUUGAUCAGCAACAUGAACCCUGAAAAGUCUAAUCUUUGCCAUU